Nylanderia fulva is the source of this 1496-nucleotide messenger RNA. Lineage: Eukaryota; Metazoa; Arthropoda; Insecta; Hymenoptera; Formicidae. The record is from RefSeq and is a predicted model, not a curated record.
AAAUAUUUAAUUAUCGGUGUAAAUUGUGUGUAAACAAAAUAAAAUAAUGAACAAGCAAGAGGAACUUAUCGUUUGUGUGCCAGGACAAAGAUUAUGUGUAUCUGAUAAAAUUAAUAUAGCUGGACCUGGAACAUAUGAGCAGCAGGGUUAUAUUUAUUCCAAGCUUGCUGGCAUAGUAAAAUUAAUAACAGAUGGAAAAACUCGUACAAUUGAAGUACAGGGUAUAACGGAGCAGAGUAUUGUUCCUGCUCCAGGUGAUAUUGUUACAGCUAUGGUCACUAUAGUUAAUCAGAGAUUUUGUAAAUGUAGCAUCAAGUGUAUAGGUGACAUAGUACUGACGAGACCUUAUAGAGGGAUAUUAAGAAAAGAAGAUGUUCGAGCAAUUGACAAAGAUAAACUAGAAAUGUAUAAAUGCUUUCGACCUGGAGAUAUUAUUCUCGCAAGAGUUAUGCCAAUGACAGAAGCACAUACUUAUCAAUUAAAUACUGCGGAAAAUGAAUUAGGAGUAGUAAUAGCACAUAGUGAAGAAGAUAUUCGACUAAUGAUGCAUGGAUUCGGUGAUAGUAGUGAACCGUUAUUUGAAUCUGCAAAAAUCAUAGAGGAUAUUGUGCUGCAGCAAAUGAAAGCAAUUCUCAAAAGAGCGUGCGAAAUUGCUGACAGGCGAGCCGGUCAUCUUUCGAAGAAGAGUAACAUAAUUAAUGGAGAGGACUUAAUUUUUUUAUUGCGCAAAGACAAGGUCAAGCUUCAGCGUCUUCUAAAAUAUCUUGAAAUCAAAGAAUUCGGAGGCUCGGCUCAAAAAAUGUUAAUAAACGAUACACCACAAGGUAUCAUAGACCAUGAACAAAUCGACAGUGCCAAGAAAAAAGUCCCAUUUAAGACUUUUCUAGAACAGAUUGACAACACAGGCGAACUUCUAGAAAAUUCAUCCACUAUGGAUUACAUCAAACGACGUAGAUGCAUUCGUGCGGAUAUCGCAACAAGAUCCAUGGAUGAAAUGAAUUAUAUGAAAUAUAGCAAGGCUCGUCGUGUGUCCUUUGUGAACAAGAAUCGCUAUAAAUUUAGUGACUGGAUUGGCUUGGAUGGUGAUAUUACUGUGUCGAAACAGGCAUAUACAAUCUUAAGUUAUCUCGCAUAUGAAACGGUUGCUCAAAUUAUUGAUCUCACUUUCCUAGUUCGGCAGGAUCAAAAUAAAAUGCAAGGCGAUGCUAUAGAUCGACAGCGACUCAAUUAUGUUAAUCCAUUUACAUAUAAGCCGUAUUUUUAUCAUGACAAGAAGGAGUUUACUGUCGUAACAAAACCAUUUACUCCUUCAGAAAUAAAUGAAGCUCUUAGGAGGUAUUGGUCUCCGCAACUAGAUAUGACAGGCCCCUUUAAUAGAUGGUCCAUGAGAAGAUCCAAUUUAAAACUCCUCUCAUGCUAAAUAUAAACGUGAGGAAAAUUACAGUUCACAACUAACUACUUUAAAAUAAUAAAAAAAAUAUCAUAUAAUAAAAUAA